Messenger RNA from Juglans regia (Persian walnut), 507 nucleotides. RefSeq names its product malate dehydrogenase, cytoplasmic-like. Bases 1 to 507 code for a protein of 168 amino acids. The transcript has a single exon. Gene Ontology annotation, molecular function: L-malate dehydrogenase (NAD+) activity. Gene Ontology annotation, biological process: tricarboxylic acid cycle; malate metabolic process; oxaloacetate metabolic process. NCBI's taxonomy places the organism in Eukaryota, Viridiplantae, Streptophyta, Magnoliopsida, Fagales, Juglandaceae. The record is from RefSeq and is a predicted model, not a curated record.
AUGGCCCUAAGAUUCCCUCCUCAACUACUAUCUAUCGUGUUCUACUUUUACUCUUCCCAAUUCACUUCAUUUGUUGAAAUUGGUUCUUACCUUAGUCUCCUCGACCUCGAUCAAAUGGCAAAAGAACCAGUUUGCGUUCUUGUAACUGGAGCCGUAGCACAAAUCAGAUAUGCUCUCAUCCCUAUGAUUGUUAGGGGAGUGAUGUUAGGCCCCAACCAACCUAUGAUCCUGCACAUGCUUGAUAUCCCACAUGCUGCAGAGGCACUGAAUGGGGUGAAAAUAGAGUUGGCGGAUGCUACAUUUCCUCUACUUAAAGGUGUCGUUCCUACGACUUAUGUUGAGAAAUGCACAAGGAAAGACGACACAGAGAGGAAAGAUGUGAUGUCAAUAAAUGUAUCAAUUUACAAGUCUCAAGUUUCUGCUCUUGAAAAGCAUGCAAUUGCAACCUGCAAGGUUUUGGUUUUUGCCAACCCAAAAGACACCAAUGUACUAAUAUUGAAGGGAUAA